Molecule: messenger RNA, 10597 nt
Organism: Coregonus sp. 'balchen'
Lineage: Eukaryota; Metazoa; Chordata; Actinopteri; Salmoniformes; Salmonidae
Source: the annotation of a GenBank genome assembly
AGAAUGAUAAGCCUAUGAAAGGUCUUCGUCAGGAGGACCUGGUGAACCAGGAUGUGAUCACAGAGCUGCGGAAGGAGUUCAGUAUGACCUUCAACCACUUCUACAUGGUCCUCACUGACACUGACAUGAGAGUCAAGGUGGGGUUACCCAUAGAAUUAGGAAUUAGAAUAGUCAUUGAAUAGGAUUUCUAUGGGGUUAUCUCUCUCUCUCUCGCGCUUUCCUACUAGAUGUGCUUAAUUUAGCUAAUCUGGCGCACCGGAUCGUCGGUCCACACUAUUGGGACCAUUCCAUUUAGACCUGAAGCCUGUACUCGACCCAACCGUCUUGCCAAGUGAACUUAAUGGAGCACACAAACCUAACCUCUCUGUUGGGCCCAUUAGAACAAGACUCAUGUUGGUUGACCUGCCUUCACCAUACUGUGAACAUCCUGCCGUGAUUAAACACUGGUUCAAUUCACACAACAUGACGUUCUCCCAACAGCUGUGUGUGUGUGUGUGUGUGUGUGUGUGUGUGUGUGUGUGUGUGUAAAUCGGCAGGCUGUUUUCAGACAAAUUAAACAAAGACGCCAGUGUGCAACCAACCCUCUACUGCUGUCAGUCCAGACAGGAAAGUCUAUUACAGGGCGUGGGUAUGAGAGAGACGGGGGUAGAUAGAGAGAGUGUGUUUAUGCCUGCAUGUGUGUGUGUGCCUGUGCUUAUGUGAGUGUGUCAUGAGUGGGUGUGUUAUUUUCAUAAACUGUGCCCUAUAAAAUAGAAUAUUUUUAUGCUGGGAUACCUAAAAAAUAUGCUGCAUGGUGGAAUGUAUAACGUUCUGAACGGAGUUGUGUUGAACCCCAUGGCCCACUGUGUUGAACCCCAUGGCCCACUGUGUUGAACCCCAUGGCCCACUGUGUUGAACCCCAUGGCCCACUGUGUUGAACCCCAUGGCCUACUGUGUUGAACCCCAUGCCCCACUGUGUUGAACCCCAUGGCCCACUGUGUUGAACCCCAUGGCCUACUGUGUUGAACCCCAUGGCCCACUGUGUUGAACCCCAUGCCCCACUGUGUUGAACCCCAUGGCCCACUGUGUUGAACCCCAUGGCCCACUGUGUUGAACCCCAUGGCCCACUGUGUUGAACCCCAUGGCCCACUGUGUUGAACCCCAUGGCCCACUGUGUUGAACCCCAUGGCCCACUGUGUUGAACCCCAUGAUCCACUGUGUUGAACCCCAUGGCCCACUGUGUUGAACCCCAUGGCCCACUGUGUUGAACCCCAUGGCCCACUGUGUUGAACCCCAUGGCCCACUGUGUUGAACCCCAUGGCCCACUGUGUUGAACCCCAUGGCCCACUGUGUUGAACCCCAUGGCCCACUGUGUUGAACCCCAUGGCCUACUGUGUUGAACCCCAUGCCCCACUGUGUUGAACCCCAUGGCCCACUGUGUUGAACCCCAUGGCCUACUGUGUUGAACCCCAUGCCCCACUGUGUUGAACCCCAUGCCCCACUGUGUUGAACCCAGUGGCCCAAUGUGUUUAACCCCAUGCCCCACUGUGUCGAACCCCAUGCCCCUCUCUGUUGAACCCCAUGUCCCACUGUGUUGAACCCCAUGCCCUAAUGUGAUUAACCCCAUGCCCACUGUGUUGAACCCCAUAACCCACUGUGUUGAACCCCAUCCCCUAAUGUGUUGAACCCCAUGCCCCACUGUGUCGAACCCCAUGUCCCACUGUGUUCAACCCCAUGUCCCACUGUGUUGAACCCCAUGUCCCACUGUGUUGAACCCCAUGCCUACUGUGUUGAACCACAUUGGCACUGUGUUAAACCCCAGGCCCACUGUGUUGAACCCCAUGCCCACUGUGUUAAACCCCAUGCCCACUGUGUUAAACCCCAUGCCCACUGUGUUAAACCCCAUGCCCACUGUGUUAAACCCCAUGCCCACUGUGUUAAACCCCAUGCCCACUGUGUUUUGAACCCCAUGGCAACUGUGUUAAACCCCAUGCCCACUGUGUUAAACCCUAUGCCCACUGUGUUAAACCCCAUGACCACUGUGUUAAACCCCAUGCCCACUGUGUUAAACCCCAUGCCCACUGUGUUUUGAACCCCAUGGCAACUGUGUUAAACCCCAUGCCCACUGUGUUAAACCCUAUGCCCACUGUGUUUUGAACCACAUGGCCCACUGUGUUGAACCCCAAUGCCCACUGUGUUGAACCCCAUGCCCCACUGCUCUGGUUGUGUUUCUCAGAAACAUGCAGAGAAUGCCUGUGAAGUCACAGCAAACUGGAACACAUGGCUCAGUGUCUUGUUUCAUUUGGAUAUAGAUUUGUCAGGAAUACAGGUUACAGGGUUUUCUAGGUUUUUCUAGGAAUACUGGAAUCAUGAUAACAUAGGAAUAGCAUUUCUUACAUUUCUCUCCUGACCACUAGAAUAAUCGAAUAGGGAUUUUACACUCAAAUCCUCCAAUGGUUGGUUACUGUUUUGGUCCACUGACUUGAUGUGUGUUUGUCCCUCCAACAGCAAUCCUACGAGGUCCCCAUCGCCAUGAAGGCUGUGUUUGAUUACGUCGACACCUUCUCCUCUCGCAUCAGAGAGAUGGAACAGCAGAAGAGUGACGGAGUGGCCUGCAAGAAGGAGGACAAACCAAGAUCACUGGAGAACUUCCUCUCCAGGUAGUGUGCGUGCCUGUGUAUGUGAGUGUGCGUGCGUGCGCACGUGCAUGUGUGUCUCCCGCCUAUGGCUGUGUCUGGGAGCGGCUGGAAUCUGAAACAGGCUCAAUAUGUAACAUUAAUUUUGCUCCAUAGCCGGUGUGAAUAUUGCCUCCUUCUGCCAGGAAGGGAUCUGGCUGAGGAGUGGUCAGAAUUGACAGGCGGCCAUGUCAACAUGAAUAUUAACACUAACCACCAAUACGUUAAAAAAAUUAUGUACGUAUGACUGUAAGUCGCUUUGGAUAAAAGUAUCUGCUAAAUGGCAUAUACUAUAUAUAUAUAUAUAUAUACAGUGCCUUCGGAAAGUAUUCAGACCCCUUGACUUUUACCACAUUUUGUAACAUUACUGCCUUAUUCUAAAAUUGAUUAAAUUGUAUUUUUUCCUCAUCAAUCUACACACAAUACCCCACAUUGACAAAGCAAAAAUAGGUUAAUAGACAUUUUUGCUAAUUUAUAAACAAAUAAAAAACUGAAAUAUCACAUUUGCAUAAGUAUUCAGACCCUUUACACAGUACUUUGUUGGGUAUGACGCUACAAGCUUGGCACACCUGUAUUUGGGGAGUUUCUCCCAAUCUUCUCUACAGAUCCUCUCAAGCUCUGUCAGGUUAGAUGGGGAGCAUCACUGCACAGCUAUUUUCAGGUCUCUCCAGAGAUGUUCGAUCGGGUUCAAGUCCGGGCUCUGGCUGGGCCACUCAAGAACAUUCAGAGACUUGUCCCGAAGCCACUCAAGCGUUGUCUUGGCUGUGUGCUUAGGGUCAUUGUCCUGUUGGAAGGUGAACCUUCCCCCAGUCUGAGGUCCUGAGCGCUCUGGAGCAGGUUUCCAUCCAGGAUCUCUCUGUACUUUGCUCUGUUCAUCUUUGCCUCGAUCCUGACUAAUCUCCCAGUCCCUGCCGCUGAAAAACAUCCCCAUAGCAUGAUGCUGCCACCACCAUGCUUCACCGUAGGGAUGGUGCCAGGUUUCCUCCAGACGUGACGUAACCAGAGUUCAAUCUUGCUUACAUCAGAUUAGAGAAUCUUGUUUUUCAUGGUCUGAGAGUCUUUAGGUGCCUUUUGACAAACUGCAAGCGGGCUGUCAUGUGCCUUUUACUGAGGAGUGGCUUCCGUCUGGCCACUCUACCAUAAAGGCCUGAUUGGUGGAGUGCUGCAGAGAUUGUUGUCCUUCUGGAAGGUUCUCCCAUCUCCACAGAGGAGCUCUGUCAGAGUGACCAUCGUGUUCUUGGUCACCUCCCUGACCAAGGCCCUUCUCCUCCAAUUGCUAAUUUUGGCCUGGCGACCAUCUCUAAGAAGAGUCUUGGUGGUUCCAAACUUCUUCCAUUUAAGAAUGAUGGGGGCCACUGUGUUCUUGGGGACCUUCAAUGCUGCAAACAUUUUUUAGUACCCUUCCCCAGAUCUGUGCCUCGACACAAUCCUAUCUCGGAGCUCUCCGGACAAUUCCUUCGACCUUUUUGCUCUGAAAUGCACUGUCAACUGUUGGACCUUAUAUAGACAGGUGGAUUUACCACAGGUGAACUCCAAUCAAGUUGUAGAAACAUCUAAAUGAUGAUCAAUGGAAAAAGGAUGCACCUGAGCUCAAUUUCGAUUCUCAUAGCAAAAGAUCUGAAUACUUAUGUAAAUAAGGUAUUUCAGUUUUUUUUUUUUUAUACAUUUUCAAAAAUUUCUAAAAAAUCUUUUUCACUUCAUCAUGAUAGCGUAUUGUGUGUAGAUUGCUGAGGGAAAAAAAAGUAUAUUUAAUCCAUUUUAGAAUAAGACUGUAACGUAACAAAAUAUGGAAAAAGAUAAGGGGUCUGAAUACUUUCCGAAUGCACUGUAUAUAUACAUGUUUAUUAUAUUUCCAGUACUGUAGGAUACGCUAACACCUUGGUCUUGUAUCGAUUGACUAUGGUCCCGUAUAUACAGUCGUGGUCAAAAGUUUUGAGAAUGACAGAAGUAUUGGUCUUCAGAAAGUUUGCUGCUUCAGUGUUAUGAGAUAUUUUUGUCAGAUGUUACUAUGGUAUACUGAAGUAUAAUUACAAGCAUUCCAUAAGUGUCAAAGGCUUUUAUUGACAAUUACAUUACGUUUAUGCAAAGAGUCAAUAUUUGCAGUGUUGACCCUUCUUUUUCAAGACCUCUGCAAUCUGCCCUGGCAUGCUGUCAAUUAACUUCUGGGCCACAUCCUGACUGACGGCAGCCCAUUCUUGCAUAAUCAAUGCUUGGAAUUUGUCAGAAUUUGUGGGUUUUUUUUGUCCACACGCUUCUUGAGGGUCGACCACAAGUUCUCAAUGGGAUUAAGGUCUGGGGAGUUUCCUGGCCAUGGACCCAAAAUGUUGAUGUUUUAUUCCCCGAGCCACUUAGUUAUCACUUUUGCCUUAUGGCAAGGUGCUCCAUCAUGGUGGAAAAGGCAUUGAUCGUCACCAAACUGUUCUUGGAUGGUUGGGAGAAGUUGCUCUCAGAGGAUGUGUUGAUACCAUUCUUUAUUCUUAGGCAAAAAUAUGAGUGAGCCCACUCCCUUGGCUGAGAAGCAACCCCACACAUGAAUGGUCUCAGGAUGCUUUACUCUUGGCAUGACACAGGACUGAUGGUAGCGCUCACCUUGUCUUCUCCGGACAAGGUGUUUUCCGGAUGCCCCAAACAAUCAGAAAGGGGAUUCAUCAGAGAAAAUGACUUUACCCCAGUCCUCAGCAGUCCAAUCCCUGUACCUUUUGCAGAAUAUCAGUCUGUCCCUGAUGUUUUUCUUGGAGAGAAGUGGCUUCUUUGCUGCCCUUCUUGACACCAGGCCAUCCUCCAAAAGUAUUCGCCUCACUGUGAGUGCAGAUGCACUCACACCUGCCUGCUGCCAUUCCUGAGCAAGCUCUGCACUGGUGGUGCCCCGAUCCCGCAGCUGAAUCAACUUUAGGAGAUGGUCCUGGCGCUUGCUGGACUUUCUUAGGCGCCCUGACGCCUUCUUCACAACAGUUGAACCUCUCUCCUUGAAGUUCUUGAUGAUCCGAUAAAUGGUUGAUUUAGGUGCAAUCUUACUAGCAGCAAUAUCCUUGCCUGUGAAGCCCUUUUUGUGCAAAGCAAUGAUGACGGCACGUGUUUCCUUGCAGGUAACCAUGGUUAACAGAGGAAGAACAAUGAUUUCAAGCACCACCCUCCUUUUAAAGUUUCCAGUCUGUUAUUCUAACUCAAUCAGCAUGACAGAAUGAUCUUCAGCCUUGUCCUCGUCAACACUCUCACCUGUGUUAACGAGAGAAUCACUGACAUGAUGGCAGCUGGUCCUUUUGUGGCAGGGCUGAAAAGCAGUGGAAAUGUUUUUUUGGGGGAUUAAGUUAAUUUUCAUGGCAAAUCAUCGGAUCACUCUUCAUGACAUUCUGGAGUAUAUGCAAAUUGCCAUCAUCAAAACUGAGGCAGCAGACUUUGUGAAAAUUAGUAUUUGUGUCAUUCUCAAAACUUUUGACCACGACUGUACACUUCAUUACUAAAAGUUUGUGGACACCUGCUUGUCGAACAUCUCAUUCCAAAAUCUUAGGCAUUAAUAUGUAGUUGGUCCCCCCUUUGCUGCUAUAACAGCCUCCACUCUUCUGGGAAGGCUUUCCACUAGAUGUUGGAACAUUGCUGCGGGGGACUUGUUUCCAUUCAGCCACAAGAGCAUUACUGAGGUUGGGCACUGAUGUUGGGCGAUUAGGCCUGGUUCGCAGUCGGCGUUCCAAUUCGUCCCAAAGAUGUUCGAUGGGGUUGAGGUCAGGGCUCUGUGCUGGCCAGUCAAGUUCUUCCACACUGAUCUCGACAAACCAUUUCUGUAUGGACCUCACUUUGUGCAGGGGGGCAUUGUCAUGCUGAAACCGGAAAGGGCAUACCCGAAACUGUUGCCACAAAGUUGGAAGCACAAAAUCGUCUAGAAUGUUACUGUAUUCUGUAGCGUUAAGAUUUCCCUUCACUGGAACUAAGGGGUCUAGCCCGAACCAUGAAAAACAGCCCCAAACCAUUAUUCCUCAUACACCAAACUUUACAGUUGGCAGUAUGCAUUGGGGCAGGUAGCAUUCUCCUGGCAUCCGCCAAACCCAGAUUUGUCUGUCGGACUGUCAGAUGGUGAAGCGUGAUUCAUCACUCCAGAGAACGUGUUUCCACUGCUCCGGAGUCCAAUGGCGGUGAGCUUUACACCACUCCAGCCGACACUUGGCAUUGCACAUGGUGAUCUUAGGCUUGUGUGCGGCUGCUCGGCCAUGAAAACCUAUUUCAUGAAGCUCCCAACGAUCAGUUCUCUGGCUGACGUUGCUUCCAGAGGCAGUUUGGAACUCGGUAGUGAGUGUUGCAACCGAGGACAGCGCUAUGCGUUUCAGCACUCGGCGGUCCCGUUCUGUGAGCUUGUGUGGUCUACCACUUUGCGGCUGAGCCGUUGUUGCUCCUAGACGUUUCCACUGUACAACAGCAGCACUUACAGUUGACCCGGGGGGCAGCUCUAGCAGGGCAGGAAUUUGAUGAACUGACUUGUUGGAAAGGUGGCAUCCUAUGACGGUGCCACGUUGAAAGUCACUGAGCUCUUCAGUAAGGUCAUUCUACUGCCAAUGUUUGUCUAUGGAGAUUGCAUGGCUGUGUGCUCAAUUUUAUACACCUGUCAGCAACGGGUGUGGCUGAAAAGCCGGAUCCACAAAUUUGAAAGUGGUGUCCACAUACUUUUGUAUAUAGUGUAUUUAACUUAAAUGUUUUAACCAGAUUGACUGUGGUUUGUUGCCAUGGAGACUCAAUUCCAGUCUAAUGACCGUGACCCACAGUGUUUAGACAGGAAGUGACUUCCUACUGGGACUUUGCUUCCACAUCAUUAAAAUAUAUAUAUAUAUAUCAAUGUGAUGACUUUGAAUCAACGUGGAAAACUGAUUGGAUUUGUAGAGUCAUCAACGGAAGGACAUUUUGUAUUUUUUUCACAUAACUUUUUACCUAAAUUCAGUGACAUGGUGAAAUGUUUUGUUGAUUUCACGUUGAAUUCAAGUUAGUUGACAACUCAACCAAAUGUAAAUCAAAACUAGACGUUGAACUGACAUCAGUACCCAGUGGGUUCGUUGUUGGUUCUAAUGACAGUGACCCACAGGGUUUAGACAGGAAGUGACUUUGUUCAAGUCUUGAGCAAGAUCCUUGUAGGAUCUUUAAAUAUAAGAGAUUGAUCACAUGACCGUAUAGUAUUAUCAUGCUGCAUCUCAUCCUUGUUCCGUCUUUGGGUUCUCAGGUUCCGUUGGAGGCGUCGCCUGUUUGUAAUCUCCGCCCCCAAUGAUGAGGAAUGGGCCUAUCAGCAGCAGCUUUACGCCCUGACCAGCCAAGCCUGCAACCUGGGUGAGAGAUCAACAGGAAGUCAAGUUGUUUCUGAACCAGGCCAUGUACUGCUCGCACACACACAAGCACACAAACUGGGCAGUUGUCAGAGCAGAGCUAUCCACUUAGCAGCUAGCAGUAUCAUCUGGGCUUCCUGUGGAUCAUCCUAACGUCGCACCAGGGCCUCCAGAAAACUUGUAGAUUGCCACACGAUUUUUGAUAUGGUUUAAUAAAAUAUAUUCACUCAAAUAUAUUGACACUGGAACACACACACACACACACACACACACACACACACACACACACACACACACACACACACACACACACACACACACACACACACACACACACAAACACACACACACCUCUCAGGAAAGGGUAAUGGAAGUGUAACUCCCUACUCCUCUACCAGUCCUGUACACUCAGAUCAAAGACUGUGUUCCCCUCCUCUGUUUCUCUUGGCUUGGCUUGGCUUGGCUUGGCUUGGCUUGGCUUGGCUUGGUGUGUGUGUGUGUGUGUGUGUGUGUGUGUGUGUGUGUGUGUGUGUGUGUGUGUGUGUGUGUGUGUGUGUGUGUGUGUGUGUGUAUGUGUGUGUGUGUGCGUGCGUGCGUGCGUGUGUUCAAACCUGAUAAACAAGGCCUUCUCCUAGCUGCUGACUCUGCUUUGGGUUCUUACCUUGGUAUUCGGCUCUUGGCUUUCACCUUAGAGAUCAGUGUUUUCAUGUGGUUACUGUGGCUUUUCUGUCUUCAGAAGAACCAGCUGUCUGGCCCAGCAGGACACAAGUCCUUCACAUUCCCUCUCUAUUAUCACGACUAACUCACAGAUGGUUCUAAUCAGGAACGACCACAUCCACAUAUUGAAUAAAUACGUUUAGAGAUGAAUAUGAAACAGGUGGUUGAAUUAGAUCAGGUUUGGGGGAGUCUCCGACUCUGAUCCUGGAGAUCAAGGUCUUCUGUCUGGGCCCAUACUUAGCUGAAUCAGGUGUGUGUUACUGCAGGGGGCUGGAUCAAAACCCUGCACGCUCAGUAGCGCAACAGGUUUCUCUCUUACUAAAGAGCACCUACAAUCUACAAAGAUCUCCUAUCCAGUCAACGCUUCCCUUCCUUAUUUUUUGACAGGUUGAAGAACCCUGAAUAGAUGUUCAGUAGGAGACGUUUGACUUUACGUUGUAAGUUGCUGUUGUUGGGUAUUUUGUUGUUCUAAUGGGCUACUAUGUCCUCUUUGUUGUGUGUUCGUCUGUGUGGUGGUGGUUUCCAUGGUGACCCAGGCCUGAGACACAUCUCCAUCCUGAAGCUGGUUGGCAUGGAGGCAGUGGACCAGGGAGGAGUCCUAGAGCUAUAUCCAAUUAAUGGUGAGAACCCUGUUGUCUACACACCACCUAUGUGUAUCAUACUUGAAACAAAACAAGAAACACAUGGAGGGUAAAUGGGCUGUGUUAUGUUUUGUUUAAUCUUCAGUUCACACAGCCGUGCUGUUGAAUGUCUGAUGUUGUUUUAUAGUCACAGCAGGCAGGUAGUCCAACUUUAGCCCUAACUCCCGCUGUCUCCCCCAGUCCACGUCCCUAUAGCCCAGCCUCAGCCCUAACUCCUGCUGUCCCCCCCAGUCCACGUCCCUAUAGCCCAGCCCCAGCCCUAACUCCCGCUGUCUCCCCCAGUCCAAGUCUCUAUAGCCCAGCCUUGUUAAUGUAUUCUCUCCUUGCUACCGGAGACACUGUUUGAUCUUUCCUCUGUGGUAGGGGACCCAACCUCAAAAACAUGUUGAUGCUGCUGCCUACACCACACCAUCAACACAAACACACACAGCCCUCCAUCCAUACACCCCUCACAGCCCUCCAUCCAUACACCCCUCACAGUCCUCCAUCCAUACACCCCUCACAGCCCUCCAUCCAUACACCCCUCACAGCUGUGUAAGCACACAAACAUUUGCUGUGGUGGGGGUGUUAGGGAGGAAAUAUGUCAACGCUCCCUUUCAUUUCUCUGGCCUGCCGAAUAGCAUUCAUAUGUGCUCUUUGGGGGAGCUUUGGUGGUAGUUUUGCAGGGGAAGAGAGCUGGGGCUGGGGCAGAGAGGUGGGGCUGGGGCAGAGAGCUGGGGUCGAGGGUAAUUGUCAUGGUGAUAAAUUGAGCGUAACCUUCAAAGACAACUAAAUGAAUCCACACACACUUUCACACUAAAUGGCUAAUGUGAAAUUCAAUUCUUCCCCAGCCUAAUUCUCUCUUUCUCUUGAGACAGGCAGCUUUGCCGAGGAGCGAGAAUGCCACUCCACCUCUUUAGUCAAAGACAUCAACCGUACCAAAGGAUAUUGACUGACUCCUUCUAUCCAUCUCUCUCUCCCCCUUCCAGGCAGUGCCACGGUGGAGCGUGAGGGCCUCUCGGCCACCCUGGUCAAAGACAUCCGUAACUACUUCCAGAUCAGCCCAGAGUACUUCUCCAUGCUGCUGGUGGGCAAGGACGGCAACGUCAAGUCGUGGUACCCGAGCCCCAUGUGGUCCAUGGCCAUUAUUUACGACCUGGUGGACUCUAUGCAGCUCCGCAGGCAGGAGAUGGCCAUCCAGCAGUCACUGGGCAUGCGCUGCCCCGAAGACGAGUAUGGAGGAUACGGGUACCAUCACCAUGGCUACGACGGUUACCAGGACGGCUAUCACCAAGGACACGGUUAC